GUGCAUUUGUUUCACUAAAAGGCAAACUUCUGUGGACGGCGGCGGCGGGUCUUGCCUCUCACAAAUUUAACCCCUUUCUUUUUUUUUUCCUUCUUUAAGGUAACAAAAAAAAAACACCUAUUAACACCUUAAGAAAAGCUCCCAAAAUGCCUCCCAAAGCCAAGAAACCCGAUGUGAGCAAAAAGGCUGACAGUAAGAAGAAGGAAAAAAUAAUUGAAGAUAAAACAUUUGGUUUGAAGAAUAAAAAAGGAGCUAAACAGCAGAAAUUUAUCAAAGCCGUCACUCAUCAAGUAAAAUGUGGAAACCAAAGUGCCAAGAAAUUGUCCGAAUUGGAAGCAGAGAAACAGAAAAAGAAAACUGACAAAAGAUCUCAGCUAGACGAGCUUAAUCUUCUAUUCAAGCCUAUCCAACCUGCACUCAAAGGUGCUGAUCCUAAGUCUGUAUUGUGUGUAUUUUUCAAACAAGGCCUUUGUACAAAAGGAGAUAAAUGUAAAUUUUCCCAUGAUUUAGCCAUCGAGCGGAAAGGAGCCAAAAAGAAUAUCUAUGAAGAUACUCGCGAAGGAGAGACUAUGAAUGAUUGGGACCAGCAGAAGCUGGAAGAAGUUGUUGAUCAGAAACAUGGAGAAAGUAACAAGGCUAAGCCAAAAACUUCUAUUAUUUGCAAAUACUUUUUAGAUGCUGUUGAGAACAGCAAGUAUGGUUGGUUUUGGGAUUGUCCAAAUGGCAACGAUAAAUGUAUAUAUCGGCAUUGUUUACCAGCAGGAUUUGUAUUGAAAAAAGACCAAAAAUUGUUAGAAAAGAAAGAUGAAAUUUCUCUUGAAGAAUUAAUUGAGAAAGAAAGAGCAGCUCUUGUUCAUACAGGAACAAAAAUCACUUUGCAGACUUUCUUGGAAUGGAAGGAGCGAAAGAAAAAACAGAAAAUUGCUGCUUUUAACCAGGAAACAGAAAAGAAGAAAGCGGAAUUUAAAGCUGGACGUACAGUUGGAAUUAGUGGUCGAGAAAUGUUUGAGUUCAAUCCUGACCUAAUUACCCAAGAUGAUGAAGGGGCUGCUGAUUUUGAUUACAGUCAGGCAACAUCUGAUGACGAAAGUGAGGAGAGUUACAAUGGUCCCGUUAAUGAUAUUAAUACAGAGUUAUUUGUUGCUACUGAGAAUGAUGGCUCAGGUGGAACUCGAAUAGAAGAUAUUAGGAAAAAAACUGAAGAAAACAAGCUGUCUGAAGCAACUGCCCUUUCAGAACUCAAUGGUGAGGAAGAUGCAAAUGUACAAAUUGAUGAAGACUUGUUUGAUGCUGAAGAUCUUGACCAACUUGACGAAGACUUAGACACAUUAGAAAUUGAAGAUUGAUGCAGAGAUGUUAUUUGAUAACUGAUCCUCCUCCUCCCUUCUUCCACCCCCAUCCCUGUCCCCCUGCCUCUUUUUCAUUCUCUUUCUCUUUCUUCUCUUUCCGUCUCUCUCUCUCUCUCUAGACCUAAACCCCUCUUGAACCUAGACUCAUAAGACAAAAAUCUGAAUGUUUGGUUCAAAAUAAAGUGAUAAAUUGUAUCCCAAGAGA
Octopus bimaculoides (California two-spot octopus) is the source of this 1554-nucleotide messenger RNA. RefSeq names its product zinc finger CCCH domain-containing protein 15. Gene Ontology annotation, molecular function: metal ion binding; mRNA binding. Gene Ontology annotation, cellular component: cytosol. NCBI's taxonomy places the organism in Eukaryota, Metazoa, Mollusca, Cephalopoda, Octopoda, Octopodidae. Gene Ontology annotation, biological process: cytoplasmic translation. The record is from RefSeq and is a predicted model, not a curated record.